Molecule: messenger RNA, 2163 nt
Organism: Apodemus sylvaticus (European woodmouse)
Lineage: Eukaryota; Metazoa; Chordata; Mammalia; Rodentia; Muridae
Gene: Alg14
Product: ALG14 UDP-N-acetylglucosaminyltransferase subunit
Exons: 4
Coding region: 118-768 (216 amino acids)
Biological process (GO): dolichol-linked oligosaccharide biosynthetic process
Cellular component (GO): UDP-N-acetylglucosamine transferase complex
Source: RefSeq, a predicted model, not a curated record
AGUGCAGGCCAGCCCCGCCCACAGAGAGGCGCUUUGCUCCACGUUUGCUCUUUCUCGCGGGGUGCUUGCAAACUUUGACCGCUGGCACCGGGCUUUUACGCAUGCGCCGUCCUUUGAAUGUUGAGCGUUCUGAUUCUAGCUGCCGCAGUCGCAGGGCUACUGAUCUUGCUAAUCGUUCGACUAUGGGUCGUGCUUUGGCCCCUUCACGUCACUCCGCGAGAGUCUCUCCGGCUUUUGAUAGUAGCUGGAUCCGGUGGACACACCACCGAGAUGUUGAGGCUGGUUGGAAGCCUGUCCAGUGCCUACUCACCAAGGCAUUAUGUCAUUGCUGAGUCUGAUGAGAUGAGUGCCAAGAAAAUUCACUCUCUUGAACUCGCUCGGGCCCAGAGUGACUCUACUACUGAGUAUACCAACUACCACCUUCACCGAAUUCCCAGAAGCCGGGAGGUUCGGCAGACCUGGCUGUCCUCCAUCUUCACCACCCUGUACGCCAUGUGGUUUUCCUUCCCACUGGUUCACCGAAUAAAGCCAGAUUUGGUGCUAUGUAACGGACCAGGAACUUGUGUGCCUAUCUGUGUGUCUGCCCUGCUCCUUGGGAUACUUGGAAUAAAGAAAGUGAUCAUUGUCUACGUCGAGAGCAUCUGCAGAGUGGAGACUUUGUCCCUGUCGGGGAAGAUUCUGAGGCACCUCUCCGAUCACUUCAUUGUUCAGUGGCCCACUCUUAAGGAGAAGUACCCGAAGUCUGUGUACCUGGGGCGAAUUGUUUGACAAAUGGCAACCCCAAGUCUUGAGAACAUUACAAUUACCGAUAAUAUUUGCUAUAGUAUCUUUAAAGUUUCUCAAAUGCCCAAAGAAAUAUCAAUGGUAAAGAAUUUAAAAUGUAAAAAAAUAAUUCAAUGAAGAAAGACAAACUUUAGCAUAUAAUACUCACCAAAUAGCUAUGUCUGUACACAAAAACAUUUUUCUAAAUAAAAAUGUACAUAAUACUACUUGCAUGUCUCAAGAUUUUCCCUGUCCAAUCACAUUAGUGCAGAGGAGGUCUGUGAUUGGACAGGGAAAAGGGAGGCGGAGCUAAGAGUUGCAAAGAGAGAGGGAGCUUCUCAGGUCUCAGGGUAGGAAGAGAAGGAAGAUGGCUGCAGCCGGGAACCCAAGUGGUGUUUACCACCCACAAGUAGUUGUGGUAUCAUAAGGGUAGAUUAAUUGGGAUAAAACUUUUAUCAUUAUCAACUGACUCUGAGAUUAUUAUAUUGGCAUCUUGUAAAUUGUGAUAUUAUUAAUACAUAAAUUUGAUUGGUUAGUUAAGUUUUAAGAGUGUUGAUUUUACCGGCUUACUGGAAAUUGUGAUAUGUAACCGUGGGGUUGAUGGUUUCAUUUAGUUAUUGGAAUGUGGGAUUGCCGACUGCGUGUGUUUAUGGCUGAGGAAGAACUAGCAGCACCAGGAACACGCAAACGAGAGCUGGGGACACAGCGAUCAAUCGAUCGGGCACAGUGGGGACAAGCUGGAGAGAGCGGCAGGAGUGCGGGAGUGUGGUCGGCCCUGCAGAGAGCUGGCGGGCACCUUUUUUAAUCUUUCCUGCAACACUCCCAGGUUCUCUUUGGACUCUUAACAGCUAUGGGUUUUUUUCCUCUUGACCUAAAUAUAGAGUGUGUAUGUUUAGUAACAUUUCCUGUUUUACAGCUUUAAAUAAAACAAAAGUGUUCUACAUUAUAAAAAGAAAGUACAGGAUAAGGUAGGUGGGAGGUAGGUAUUGUCAUCUGUGACCCCCGCUCAGGCCACCGGUGAGGGAGGAGGAUCAGGGCCUCCUGGUGUAAGGAACUGGGGACAGGGAAGUGAGGGGUGGGGGGGCUAGAGAACAGGGCAUCCCCUUGGUCUUGUUCAGACGAGUCGGGCUUUAAUCCUUCUGCUGAAGCAUCUCAGUGAGCUAUCUCAGCGUAAAUGAAGCAUGAGCUAUCACAGCAUAAAGGAAGCAGUUUGUUAAACUGGUUUCUUGUCCAUUUACACUCCACAGACGUCCAGAUCUCUGACUGUAAACAAGUGUCUUCCUUAUCCUUCAGUGUGCUUUUAUGUGUUGUUGGCCUGGACCCAGACUGUAUUUUAAUCUCUGUUUGGUUAAAAUAUUGGCAGUGUCUUCACAAUAAAAACAUGAUUCUAUCGGUCAGGAA